AAGGAAGGUAUUGACAAACCAUCAGUUCUUCACAAGCAAUCGUGUGAACAAGACAACCUUCCCAAAAAAGAAAAUAAUACUUCAAUUUAAAAAAUGUUUCUUCUAAAAUCAAUCUGUGCCUUGACAGUCAUUGCCUUUGUUGCAGCUUCAGUUCUUAAUAAACCAAAGAAGGAUAGCAGAAUUGUGGGUGGAGAAGUGGCAGCCGAAGGAUCAGCACCCUACCAAGUAUCUAUUCAACUAAGCAAGGACCACAUCUGUGGAGGAGCUCUAAUUGACAAGAGAUGGGUCCUUACUGCUGCUCACUGCCUUCACGGAUUUAAUCCUGAUUCCGUGACCAUUCUGGUUGGAACUAAUGACCUCAAUAGCGGAGGAGUGCGAUACAGAUGUGAGAAGUUCAUCAUUCACAGCCGAUACAACCGACCAGAAUUUGCCAACGAUGUUGGUUUAAUCAAGCUCAAGACCAACGUUCAACUCGAUGAUAAAAUCAAUACCAUCGAAUAUGACUACAGAGCCGUUCCCGAUGGAGCUGUCGUGAGACUGACUGGAUGGGGUCGCCUUUCUGCCGGAGGUCCAAUUCCCAAUCUCCUGCAAACUAUCAAUCUCACCUACGUCAACCAUGAAGAGUGCCAAAAAUACUACGGACCCAACAGAUCUGUAGUAGACAUUGGCCACUUGUGCACCUUCCAGGGCAAAGGUCAGGGAGCCUGCAACGGUGACAGUGGAAGUCCCUUGGUCUACAAAAAUCGCGUAGUUGCCCUAACCAAUUGGGGAAUCCCUUGCGCUGUAGGAAUGCCUGAUGCCCAUUGCAGGGUGUCCUACUACCACGACUGGAUUCGUACAACCAUAAAUUCCAACUAAAAAGUAAUUGUAAAAACUUUUGGCUUCCACUUAUCUCGGUAUUUGGAGACCAUUUGAAAAUGAAUAAAAAAAAAUUUCUUAACUUUAAA
This is a messenger RNA of Phlebotomus papatasi, 947 nucleotides long. RefSeq names its product chymotrypsin-1-like. The transcript is spliced from 2 exons. Gene Ontology annotation, molecular function: serine-type endopeptidase activity. The record is from RefSeq and is a predicted model, not a curated record. Gene Ontology annotation, biological process: proteolysis. Lineage: Eukaryota; Metazoa; Arthropoda; Insecta; Diptera; Psychodidae. The coding region runs from base 94 to 858 and encodes 254 amino acids.